Photinus pyralis (common eastern firefly) is the source of this 1080-nucleotide messenger RNA. RefSeq names its product trypsin alpha-4-like. NCBI's taxonomy places the organism in Eukaryota, Metazoa, Arthropoda, Insecta, Coleoptera, Lampyridae. The coding region runs from base 260 to 1006 and encodes 248 amino acids. Gene Ontology annotation, biological process: proteolysis. The record is from RefSeq and is a predicted model, not a curated record. The transcript is spliced from 4 exons. Gene Ontology annotation, molecular function: serine-type endopeptidase activity.
UCGUGACCAAUACCGUGUUUUGCACACACUAACAUUUUUUGAGCUACACGCAAAAUUUUUGCGUACGACUCCAAAUUUUCUAAUGUUAAUUAAUUUUAAAUCUCAAGUGAAUUUCUGACAAAUUGCGUAUCUGAAGUGUAAAAGGGCCGACGAUAAAGUUGAAUAGUCACAAUUAUCCCAGUCACUCCCCUAAUCUGUCUACUUGAACCCUCGGUAUAAGAACGUGAAACGCCACUCGUUGCCCACUUUUUGUUGGACCAUGUUCAAACUAAUAUUGGUUUCAGCGCUUUUCGCUCUUGCAGCUGCGAGGCCCAAAAUCCGCACAGAGCUUCCCCAGUUAGACGGAAGAAUUGUUGGCGGAUUCGAUGCCUUCAUUGAGCAACUGCCCUAUCAAGUUUCUCUCCUGGUUUUGGACAGCCACAUGUGCGGCGGAUCAAUAAUUCGACCCGACUUAGUUUUGACAGCCGCACAUUGCACCAGCAAGUACCAACCCUCAGAGAUGAGCGUCCGCUACGGGAGCAGCAUAAGGGACCAAGCAGGCACCGUAGUGCCAGUGCUGUACAAGAAAGAUCACUACGAGUACGAUCCAUCCUCCAUGGAUUACGAUAUAUCGGUUUUAGUUCUCGUUGAUCAAAUAAUAAUGUCCGCAAGUGCCCAAGUUAUCCCACUCGCUUCCAGUUAUUCAGAAGGGGGCCGAGUUGGCCUUGUAUCGGGAUGGGGCGCACUUUCAACUGGUGGCCCAUCACCUUCACAAUUGAAGGCUGUUUAUGUGCGCGAAGUUGAUAGAAAGAAAUGCAACGAUGAUUACGAAGGCGCAAUUACCGAGAGAAUGAUUUGCUUCAUGGACACAGGCAAAGAUGCGUGCCAGGGUGAUUCCGGGGGCCCACUCGUCUCCUCCAAUGGUGAACUAAUUGGUAUUGUCUCAUGGGGAAUGGCAUGUGCCGAUCCAAGCCACCCUGGUAUUUAUUCAAAUGUUGUUGUUCUUAGAAGUUUCAUUGGUUGGUAGGUAAUCGUUUUUGUUUGAAUUGACCUUCAUGAAAAAUAUAUGUGCCAAUAAAGAAACUUUUCGUUUUGUUGCAA